AUUAAACGCGUACUUGUCUUACAGCGCCACCAUGCUGAACAUUGUAGCAAUCUACGGGAUCAAAAAGACUUCCUCCUUGUCCAAAAAUUUAAAAACAUUGCUACUGAGCUUAGCUGUUUCUGAUCUUGGCGUUGGUUUACUAGCUCAGCCAAUGCUUGUUGCAGAAAUCAUAGACUCUAAACAAAAAAAUGAGACCAAUGAAUCUUUUAGUGCCAUACAUAUCGUUUUUCUUAUCGCGAUAAAUUUCUUCUUCUCUGCGUCAUUGCUUAGUGUCAUGGCUCUCUGUGCAGAAAGAUUUUUGGCAAUCCACCUUCACCUCAGAUACCAGGAGCUUGUGACAUGCAAGCGCGUUGCUGCUGUAGUGGUCUCAAUUUGGGUGAUA
Molecule: messenger RNA, 382 nt
Organism: Porites lobata
Lineage: Eukaryota; Metazoa; Cnidaria; Anthozoa; Scleractinia; Poritidae
Source: the annotation of a GenBank genome assembly